UCUUUUCUUUUUUCUUCGGCCUUCAUGGCUUCAUCGUUCAUAAUUAAUUUUCUUAUUAUUUUAUAAUUAUUAUUUUUCAAAAUAAAAAACUCCGGCCAGAGAAAACGGUCUAUGUUAAUGGCGGAGCUCGUAGAACUCCGCUCGGACCUCAGAUCUCCAUAUCUCCACUAUUUUCAGCGGUUCUUUUAUUACGAAGCUAAUUUCUGAUUGAUUCGUUGUAUUGGUCUCAGGAGGUGAGAACGUAAGAGGAGGGGGGAGGGGUGGGGGGAUUUGUGAUGUCUUUAGACGAAGAGGACAAGCAAUGGACUUGUGUAAAGGCGGGUACGGUCAAUUUGCAACUUAUAAGUUCUAUUGUUCGCGAUAUUCGGGAGCCUUGCCUCCAUUCACCUACAAAGAUUAACAAAAUGCUUAAGCCAGAGAAGUGGCAAGCAACUUUUGAUAGCAAUGGGAGGGUUCUUGGCUUUCAAAAAGUACUUAAAUCAAUUGUUUUGGGGGGUGUGGAUCCAUCUAUAAGGGCAGAAGUUUGGGAAUUUCUUCUCGGUUGUUAUUCACUUGGCAGCACUGCAGAUUACAGAAGACGACUGAGAAUGGCUAGGAGGGACCGAUACAUGGAUUUAAUUAAACAGUGCCAAAUGAUGCAUUCAAGCAUUGGUACUGGUUCUCUUGCCUAUGUUGUGGGGUCAAAAGUGAUGGAUAUGAGGACAGUGUCUAAAGAAAGUGGUAAAAGGGAAGCGGAAGGAGAGAGUAGACAAGAUUUUGAUGAUACAACUAAUGAAAUAGAGACUUACUGUGAUUGUAAUAAUAACCAUAUAGAUACAUCAUACACAUGCCAAGGGGACAGCUCUAGCGAUUCAGCUGACAUUAUCAGCAUUAUGGGAAGCACAGAUGGUGCGGUAUAUGACUCUUCAUGUCCUAUGCCUUCUUCUGGUCCUUACAAUUGCUUUUCCCCAAUGCCAGGGGAAGAAGCUCAUGUAUCAAAAUACAUAAAUGAGACUUAUUUUGACUUUCCUCCUUUACCUGUCACAGAUUUGUUUGAACAAAGUGACAGGGAUAAGAAAGAAUCUGAAUUGCAUAAUGAUAGACUAUCUGCAGACUUGAGAUGGCCUGAUGAAAACAUGCACAGCUUUCAAAUUAGUAAUAACAUAGAUCUAAUUAUGGAGUCAAAUGGUUCACCAUCUGAUGGUGUCUCACAUGCAAGGAACCCUGAAACUGAGAUGGCUACAUUGGAUAUCCACAGAGAAGAAGUCAAGGAAAUAAAGUUGGAAUGCAAAACUGAAGCAGUAAAUGGGCUUAGAAUAUCUGAUGUUCAAGAAACAAUAAUGAUGAAUGCAACCAUGACUCAAGAAGGAAGUGUUAGUGAAGACAGAGUUUCUGAGUGGCUUUGGACUCUUCACCAAAUAGUUGUUGAUGUUGUAAGAACAGAUAGCAAUCUAGAGUUUUAUGAGGAUGCAAAGAACCUAGCUAGGUUGUCAGACAUUCUUGCUGUUUAUGCAUGGGUUGAUCCUGCUACUGGGUACUGCCAAGGUAUGAGCGAUUUGCUGUCUCCUUUUGUUGUCCUCUAUGAGGAUAAUGCAGAUGCAUUUUGGUGCUUUGAGAUGCUUUUGAGGAGAAUGAGGGAAAAUUUUCAAACAGAAGGUCCAGCUGGAGUUAUAAAGCAGUUGCAAGCAUUGUGGAAUAUCUUGGAACUUACUGACAGGGAAAUGUUUGCACAUUUAUCACAAAUAGGAGCUGAAAGUCUUCAUUUUGCUUUCCGAAUGCUGUUGGUGCUUUUCCGUCGAGAGUUGUCAUUCAAUGAGGUUCUUUGUAUGUGGGAGAUGAUGUGGGCUGCAGAUUUUGAUGAAUCUGUGGCUCGUGAGUUAGAGGAUCAUUGUCUUGAACCAUUGGUGGUACUGCUUCCAAAGGAUUCAGGUACAGAAACUGGAGAUGAAAGUGCGGAGAAUGGUAAUGGAAGUUCAAUUGAAGGCUUACAUUCCAAACAUGGAAGUUUAGAACGAUCCCUGUCUGAUGCCAGUGGUAUGAAAUCAGUGUCAAGUCGUCCCUUUUGUGGAUUGACUAGGAAUUUUUGGUCAAGGAAUGCUCGCAUGCAGAUCUGCACUGUAGUCUCAUCAACAAAAGAAGGGGAUGAUGAAUUACCUGUCUUCUGUGUUGCAGCAAUUCUAAUCAUCAACCGCCAAAAGAUCAUAAAGGCAACCCAUUCAAUUGAUGAUAUGAUUAAGAUUUUCAAUGAUAAGAUGUUGAAGAUUAAUGUUAAGAGAUGCAUACGUACAGCCAUCAAACUUCGAAAGAAAUACUUGUACAAGCUGAUGAAGGUAAAGAGCCUAGCCAGUUCAGAACAAUGACAGUUCAUUUUCUGCUCCAAUGAUAGCUUUGUAAUUGGAUUAGAAGUUUUACACUUCUCCAUGGUGGUGAAAUUCUGGGCUGAUACCCAAUAAUUGAAGUUUUUGAAGUCAUGUUCAAAAUAUCCCUGUCAUUUAUAUUGGAGGAUGUAAAAGAAAAGGGGGCUAUGCAACACAAAGACAUCUCCAGUUAUUUGAUCCACCAAUUCUUUUUCAGCCCUAGUUUGAGCCAGUGAAGGGUCUCAACAAGUGGAGAUGCUUCCUCCUGGCUGCAACCAGGUAUUAUCAUGGGAGCUGCAACAGCCCCACGGAUGCCCCCUCAGUGAUCAGAUGGAAAAUAGCUCACCACCAAUAAAUAUUUAUUUUUCUUUGUUGUAUCUUGAAAGGGAACAAUGGUCAGUUUUGAUUGAUUAUCCUUUGUAUAUGUCUAUAUAAAUACCAAACUUUGAAUGAAAAUUGUUGGAAAUUCCAACUAGAGUGUUC
Molecule: messenger RNA, 2819 nt
Organism: Nelumbo nucifera (sacred lotus)
Lineage: Eukaryota; Viridiplantae; Streptophyta; Magnoliopsida; Proteales; Nelumbonaceae
Source: RefSeq, a predicted model, not a curated record